Molecule: messenger RNA, 1928 nt
Organism: Oryza brachyantha (malo sina)
Lineage: Eukaryota; Viridiplantae; Streptophyta; Magnoliopsida; Poales; Poaceae
Exons: 3
Coding region: 354-1658 (434 amino acids)
Source: RefSeq, a predicted model, not a curated record
CUGCAGCAAGCCACAAAGGUUGAAAGUUGAAACCCGGAAAGGGCAACGCAUAAUCGUUUAUGUGUAUGUUACUAUGCAGAUGACGAACACAAGGAUAUCCUGAUAAAAGAAAGAAAAUGUUAAACAAGAUCGCAGAGUGCGUGCGGCCACGACCAAAAUUUUGAGGGGCAAAAAAUAAUGGAAGGGCAAAUCUUGGACCCCACCUGCCAGCUGCCCACACGACUCAUCAAAACCGGUACAAGCCCACCGAGACAGGGUAGGCGCGUCAUAACGCAACACAAAAGGGAGCGCGCGGCGGCAGCAAAGCGAGCAACACCGAAGGCGAUCAGAGCUCGCGCAGGAGAGCUGUCUCCAUGAGGAAGCUGUGCCCCAACCUGGAGCGCGAUGACGCGCUGGACACGGUGCUCGAGGUGCCCAUCCCGGAGGAGAUGUUCUCGCGCGGCAGCGGCUCCCGCGGCUCCAGGUUCGGCUGCACCAACGUCAAGUCGUGGGUGCGGCCGAACGCCUCCGACCGGUCCGGCGCCGGGGAGCCGUGCUCCAUGAGCCGCGGCGAGCUGCAGCUCAUGCUCGGCGUCAUCGGCGCGCCGCUGAUACCGCUCCCCGUCGACCACGCCAAACAGUCCCCCUGCUCCGUCCUCUGCGAGCAGCUCAAGGCUGAUCCCAUUGAGUCUUCGACGGCCAAGUACAUAAUACAGCAGUACGUCGCGGCGUCGGGCGGGGAGUGGGCGCUGAACAAAGUCACGAGCAUGUACGCGAUGGGUAAGGUGAAGAUGACCGCCGCGGAGCUAAACAGCAGCGACGCCGACGGCGGCGGCGGAGGGCACCGCAGCGGGAAGAAGAGCGGCAAGAGCGGCGGCGAGGUCGGUGGGUUCGUGCUGUGGCAGAAGAAGCCGGAGCUGUGGUCCCUGGAGCUCGUGGUGUCCGGCUGCAAGAUCAGCGCCGGCAGCGACGGCAAGGUCGCCUGGCGCCAGACACCGUGGCAUCAGUCGCACGCCUCCCGCGGGCCGCCGCGCCCUCUCCGCCGGUCGCUCCAGGGACUUGACCCGAUGCUGACGGCGAGCCUGUUCGCGGACGCGGUGUGCAUCGGCGAGAGGGGCGUGGAUGGCGAGGACUGUUUCGUGCUCAAGGUGGAGGCGGAGGCGUCGAGCCUGCGCGCGCGCAACAGCAGCAGCGUGGAGAUCAUCCGGCACACGGUGUGGGGGUACUUCAGCCAGCGGACGGGCCUGCUGGUGCAGCUGGAGGACUCGCACCUGCUGCAGAUCAAGUCGAGCGGCCACGGCAGCGUCUUCUGGGAGACCACCAUGGAGUCGCACCUCCAUGACUACCGCGCCGUCGACGGCGUCAACAUCGCCCACGCCGGCCGCACCGCCGUCUCGCUCGUCCGCUUCGGCGACAGCAGCGACGGCAACACCAGGACGCGCAUGGAGGAGGUGUGGAACAUCGAGGAGGUGGACUUUAACAUCUGGGGCCUCUCCAUGGACUGCUUCCUGCCGCCCAGCGACCUCAAGGAGAGCAAGGAGGCCCAGGACGUCGCCGCCGUCGUCAAGCCCGCGCGACCGCCACCGAUAAGGAUACCGGCCGUGGCCGUCCGCGUCGGGCCAUCGCAGGUCGCCGCCGUCAACAUGGACGAUUCCGACUCGCUCAUUGCGAGGUCAUGACAUAACGUAUAGACAUAGCGAGCAGUGUUACUGUAAGAGUUGUGUGUGUUUACGUCCCACUUAUCUCCAUAAGUUACUUAUGGCAAGAUCUGUAAAUAUAUUGCAGGUUCAGAUAUUUUUGUUUUCGGGGAGUGGAUUGUACCUCUCAGAUAGAGUUGGGGAGGGUCAGGGGUGAAGUAGUAAAGCGAGUAAUCCGGGAUAGGUGUUCUAAUUAGAGGUAUUGUAAUUGAGAUUUGCUUUACCCCAACAAAAAGUAUCUCGAACUACCGG